Molecule: messenger RNA, 523 nt
Organism: Chironomus riparius
Lineage: Eukaryota; Metazoa; Arthropoda; Insecta; Diptera; Chironomidae
Source: the annotation of a GenBank genome assembly
CGGAUUUCAAGGCAAUUAGAUCUUUUUACUAUCUCAAAAACUCAAGUUUUAAUUGUUAAAUUUUUCAUCACAAACCAUGGGAAUUAUUUUUUCAUUUUGCUUCAAGUGGAUGCACGAUUGCAUUAGUGAUGGACAACUGACAGUUAGUGAGGCAACGGCCUUGAUCAACCGUCAAGCUUACAGAAUGCAUCUUAAGAGACAUGUUGAAAAUAUGCCUAACGUUCGAAAUGUUGAAGAAUUGGUUGAACAAUUGCUGAACGAAAUGCCACCAAAUUUUUUUGAACCAGAACAACCUUCAAAAAUAUUCUACAUUCAAUCACCAUCAUCUACUUGAUGAUCUUAAAGAUUAGUAGCUGAUCUUAUUAGAUAAAGAAGCUAUGAUGAGGUUUAGCAUACACCGGAAUUCAGUUACAGGAUGUACUUUUCUAAUAAAUUGAGAAGCCUUAUGCUUUAAUAUUCUUAAAUGUGAUAAUUAUUGAGUUUGUUUUGAGACUUAGGACGCAAAUUUUUAAGAUGUAAUGCA